Molecule: messenger RNA, 561 nt
Organism: Rhinocladiella mackenziei CBS 650.93
Lineage: Eukaryota; Fungi; Ascomycota; Eurotiomycetes; Chaetothyriales; Herpotrichiellaceae
Exons: 1
Coding region: 1-561 (186 amino acids)
Source: RefSeq, a predicted model, not a curated record
AUGUCUCGCUCCCAGGCCUACGCCUUUCUCAUCCUCCUGGCCGCUUUACCUUCGAUAUCUAUGGCCUCACCUGUCUCUCACCUUUAUAAACGUGACAUGACCACCGGCGCCAAGGCUGGUCUGGGUGUUGGUGUUGCUGUCGCCGCAAUCCUAGUGAUUGGACUGAUUACAUUUUUCGCCAUUCAUUUCCGACGUUCUCGACAUUUGGCAAAGAUGAACCAGGAACGCGCCAUCCUCGCAGGCGAGAAGAAUAAAGACGGCUCAGACAAGGUCGACAAAUUUGCGCCUGCCCCAGACCAGUCAGCAAUGCCACGAAGAAACAAGUCUGUAAAAGAUCGACUCAUGGGGCCUCUAUACCGUGGCAGCACAAUCGAUCUCAUGCCCGUUCCAAAGGCUCACCUUGGCAACCAAAACCGAAGCAGCACUGCCACCGUGGAGGGAGCCCACUGGGAUAGUGUUGAUGGACAACCUUUCUUGCACAAACCCUGGGCAAAUGGUGAGAGCUCACCGAGACCCAGCUUCAGCAGCAAGAGAGCCACAAGAAUGAUGAUGAUGAUGUGA